AUGACAAUCAAAUCCCUACUUCCUACUUUGAGUGAGAGUAGACGAUGCAAUGCAAAAUUGUUUCAUAGAGAAUCUCAAGAUAUGUGUUGCAAAGGUGGAAAGGUGACGAUUUCACAAGUGACUGCUCCUGACGAGUUGUUACAGUUAUUUUUAGACAGUUCUACUGAAGGAAGACAUUUUAGACAACAUAUUAGAAGUUAUAACCAUGUAAUUUCGUUUACUUCACUAGGUGUUCAUGUCGACGAAAGUUUGGUUGCAAUUGGUCGUGGUAUUCACACAUUUUAUGCUCAAGGCGCAAUUUAUCACAAAAUAGGAGGUUUUCAUCCGAAUCAAGGUUCAAGGCCACAUUACUUGCAGCAGCUUGCACUAGAGCCAAAUAUUGAAGAAUGUAGGUUACUCAUUAAAGAACAUCCAUCAAAUCAACCCCAAUAUAGUCUCCCUUCAGCUUCCCAAGUCGCAACAAUUGUUAUAGGCGGUGGUGAUGAAGAUAGAAUAGAACGUGGAAGAGAUAUAAAUGUCAUCAACUGUGAUGGAAAGCUAACAAAGGUUCAAGAAACAAUGAGGUAUUAUGAUCCUUUACAGUAUCCUAUAUUGUUACCGUUUAGAACAUAUGGUUGA
Molecule: messenger RNA, 618 nt
Organism: Lathyrus oleraceus (garden pea)
Lineage: Eukaryota; Viridiplantae; Streptophyta; Magnoliopsida; Fabales; Fabaceae
Exons: 2
Coding region: 1-618 (205 amino acids)
Source: RefSeq, a predicted model, not a curated record